AUGGCACAGGUCGAUAAUGGGUCCUCUUUCGAGGAUGAAGCUCCUGUGGAAUCGCUCAUUCAAGGACGUGCGAAGCGUAGCACUGCCGGGCGGCAUAUGUCUGCUCUUUUAGAAGCCGCAGCCGAUGACGACCUUGCCCUGCUCUUCGAGGAAGUGGAAGACGAUAAUGAAUUUGCCGUGGAUGUGGCGGAAGAAGGGGGAGAAGAGGAGGACAUGGGCCUUGAAUCCUCUUCGGACGAGGACGACCAAGGGCCUAGUGCUCAGGCGGAUGACUUUGAAGGGGAACGGCAACUCGAAAAGGAGGAGAGGGAGGAAAAGAAGAAAAGGAGGGCUCGAGAAGACCUGCGGUACAGAAUCACCAGCAAAAAGGUCAAGGUUGACCCGACCGCUCCGCCGACGACGCCCGCCCCGCGACCGAGGAAGAAAUCCGAGCGUGUUUCGUGGAUACCUACUCUCGAAGAAGGCCCUACUCGGUCCUCAUCCCGACGACAGACCAUGCAAAAUAAGGAGCUUACGCAUGCGCGACUCAAGGACAGCGAGGAGAAGCGUAUUCGUCUUAUCGCUACAAUGGAGGAAGCAGCUAAGCGAAAAGCGAAAACCAAGCCAAAGGCGAUGACGCAGGCUGAGCGCCUUGCAGAAGCUGAGAGGGUGGAAAGGCAUAAUAGCAAAAGUGUCAGCCGAUGGGAGGAGAUGGAAAAGAGAAAGGCGGAGGAAAGACGUGCCAAGAUUGAGGCUCUUCAAAACCGUCGCCUUGAGGGUCCUGUGAUAUCUUACUGGAGCGGUGUUGCUACCUGGGUUGAUGGUCGCUUGACGCGCGUCGGAAAGGUCGAUAUUACACAGAAGCCGGAGAAGGAAGAUGGUGCGCGGAAGAAAAGCAAGAAAGCGGAUAAGGAAGGAAAAGCCGACACAGAGCAGAAGCUAAGUACAACAACAGAACCAAGCACUGCUCAAAAUGUGCCUUCGAUUGCCGCGACUACGAAUCCUCCUGGACCUGCACCGCCUGAGGCCGAACCUAGACAAGACCAAGCUUCUGUCCAGCAACCUCAACAAGCGUCAGUCGAUGCUGGCCAAGAGAACGGUGCGGCUGCCGAGAGGAAGCCAAGCGGCACCGAGGGCGAAGGAUCUACAACCUCAAACAAACCCACUGAAAGCCAGGUUGUCGUUGCAGACACACAAUCAAUAGCCGCUGAUCCGAGCGUAUUAUCAAAUCUAGAAGCGGGUAAAAGCGCAGCCACAGCACAAUUGGAGGGAACGGAUGACACCCUUGUUGACCAACUAAAACCGAAUGCUGAAGAUGCGAAGACUCCAGAAUUAUCAGACAAUGCACCAGCUCAACCAUCCAAAGACGCCACAGCAACCAACGACAGCAUGCCGCCAGAUACAGAACCUUCACCUAAAAGAAGGGAAGGGGCAAUUGAUGCUGCCCAAGAGUCAAUUAUCAGUCCAACACCCGCCACUCAGCCGACGUCUGGACCUGCAUCCACUCUGCCCGCUUCAGUGGUUCCCACCUCAAUGCAGCUGGAUCAAGCGGGUGAGGGCGCGCAACCUCCAGUUCGAGAUGAGCAGAAAACCGAGAUACAUGUAGACGAACCUGCCAUGGGUGCCGACUCCCCUCAGCCACUCGUUCCUCCGGCUCCCAAAGUUGUGGAGCAUACUGGACGAUGCUUGACGAUUCUGGAGAAUUUCGAUGACAAGACUGCACAAAGCCGGGAGUUCAAUACCUAUUUUAACGCCAAAAAGCCUCCUAGGCUCACAAAAAUCUCGUCCUCGCUUUGCGUCAUCACAUCUCUCCCAUCUCGAUAUAAGGACCCUGACACUUCCCUCCCCUUCGCCAACUCUUACGCUUAUCACGAAAUUCGUCACACCGCUGCCCAGAAGUAUGCCUGGAGCCCCAUGCUUGGGUGUUAUGUUGGGCCCACGGGGGUUGCUGCACGUGGCGUGCCGGAGAGGUUCCUGAACCCCAACGCGAAAGAAAGUAGCACUCAGACCAGCGGCAACAGUGACAAUACCAAGAAGGAGGAAGCUUCGAAGACAGAGAGCGGGGACCAGACUGCAACGCCCGCAACAUCAACACCUGCCACAGCCGGCGCGGGUGAUGCAAUGGAUGUUGAUAAAUGA
Aspergillus calidoustus is the source of this 2118-nucleotide messenger RNA. NCBI's taxonomy places the organism in Eukaryota, Fungi, Ascomycota, Eurotiomycetes, Eurotiales, Aspergillaceae. The record is from the annotation of a GenBank genome assembly.